AUGGGCGUUCCAGAGCAAACCCCAAUCCCAGUCGCGGCCCAGCUGCCACCGGCCCAGCAAAGUCGCAUCAACUCUGGAUCCGAAGGUGUUCUUACCCCGAUCGCGAGCAAUCCAAAGGAUGAUAUUGAUCCCAAAGACGAGAGGGCUUUCCUUUGGCGCCUGGACUUGUUCUUCCUGACAAUUGGUUUCUUGGGUUACAUGUUUAAAUACAUUGAUCAGACAAAUAUCAGCAAUGCAUAUGUGUCAGGAAUGAAGGAGGACCUCAAUCUUCUGGGGAAUGAACUCAACUAUUUUACUACAUUCUUCAACAUCGGGUACAUGAUUAUGCUGUAUCCCUCAUGCAUCAUCAUAUCCCACUUUGGCCCCUCGAAAUGGCUGCCAGCAUGUGAACUCAUCUGGGGCAUCCUCACCUGCUGCCUCUCACUUGUCACCAGCGCGAAACAGGUCUACGGCCUUCGUUUCCUCAUCGGCUUCUUUGAGGGCACAGCUUGGCCAGGCUACUUUACCCUCAUUAGCCAGUGGUACAUGCCCCACGAGGUCGCCCUACGCAUGAGUCUGUACAACAUUGCUCAGCCGGCCGGGGCGAUGCUUUCGGGCGCGAUGCAAGGGGCGCUUUCAACAAAUUUUGAGGGUCUACAUGGACGUUCUGGCUGGCGCUGGGCAUUCAUCAUCAAUGGUGUUUGUACCAUAGCCGUAGCUCUCGCUGCGUUCUUCAUUCUUCCCGGCUACCCCGAACGCCCAAAUCCCCUGGCAAAGUUCUACUUGAAGCCGAAGCAUAUUGAGAUUGCCCUCGCCCGUGCUCGCAGGGUCGGUCGCAAGCCACAAAUUGGCAUCACGAUCAAGUCUUUCGUGCGAUGUUUCAGCUUCUGGCAACUUUGGGCAUUUGCUAUCGCGUGGCCCAUUGGCGGUAAUUUUACGCCAGCCAGUUACUUCAACUUGUGGCUCAAGUCUUUGAAGAACGCAGAUGGAUCGGUCAAAUACUCUGUUGCCAUGCUCAACUACCUGCCCAUCAUCGGCCAAGCCGUCCAACUCGUGGCAGAGCUGCUCUUCAGUGGCCUCAGCGACUACUUUGGAGUUCGACUGCCAUUCUUACUUCUGCAUUCGGUCAUCAACAUCACUUCACAGAUCAUCCUCAUCAUAAGACCCAGUAAUCAACAAGCCUAUAUGGCCGGCUGGUACAUGAACUACAUCGGAGCUGUCUCCACGAUGCUGCUAUGCUCCUGGGCAUCAGCCCACCUCCAAGGCGAGCCCGAGGUGCGCACCGUCCUCUUCGCCAGCGGAACUGUCCUCGCCUACAUCAUGAGCGCUUUCAUCCCCAUCGCCGCGUUCCCGGCAUCCGAGGCCCCACACUGGCGCAUCGGCGCCAAGCUGUAUCUUGCCUUUGCAUUGGUUUCGGCCGUCAUUUUUGUUGGGAUUCACUUUGCUUUCAAGUGGGAGGAGAAGAAGAAGGCGAAGGAGGCGGUCAAGGAAGAGUCGACUGGCGAGCCGGAUAAUGCGCAUUCGGGUGUCAAGUCUGUGGAUAUUGGGGAGAAUGACAGUGCUGUUGCUGGCAACGAGGGUUUUGGGAAGUUCCAAGACAAGCCUUGA
Colletotrichum abscissum is the source of this 1587-nucleotide messenger RNA. Its product is annotated as major facilitator superfamily transporter. Gene Ontology annotation, molecular function: transmembrane transporter activity. Lineage: Eukaryota; Fungi; Ascomycota; Sordariomycetes; Glomerellales; Glomerellaceae. The transcript has 13 exons. Gene Ontology annotation, biological process: transmembrane transport. Bases 1 to 1587 code for a protein of 528 amino acids. The record is from RefSeq and is a predicted model, not a curated record. Gene Ontology annotation, cellular component: membrane.